CCCACCUCAAUGUCUCACGCCAGUCUCGACUGAAGACGCGCAUGCGAAAGGAGAUAUAGAGGGGAAAAGGAGCCAGCACGGCCUCGACCUGGCAUCUUCCACUAAAAUGAGUCCCCAAGACUCAUCCAACAACACAGAGGAUGAAGGAGAAGCUGGUAGUGAUGCCUUUAUUCUGUUUAACGACAGCAUGGGUUUACACCCACCUGGUUUCCACAGUGACAUCACCAAGCACCUUGGAGUUCAGAUCACGUUGAUAAUGGCAUACUCCCUCAUCAUUCUGCUGGGGCUGCUGGGCAACUCUCUCGUCAUCUACAUGAUCAUUCGCUACAGAACCAUGCGAACAGUGACCAACUUCUUCAUCGCCAACCUGGCCCUGGCCGACUUGUUAGUGGACACUCUGUGCUUGCCCUUCACUCUGGUCUACACUCUGUUAGAUGAGUGGAAGUUUGGGGCCGUGCUGUGCCACAUGGUACCCUUUGCCCAGGCCCUGAGUGUGCAUGUCUCCAUCCUUACGAUGACCGUCAUCGCUCUGGAACGUUACCGCUGUAUCGUUUUCCACCUCGGUCGACGCCUCACGUGGAACUCCAGCUUCCUCAUCAUGGCGAUCACCUGGACUACGUCUGCCAUCCUGGCAGCGCCCUUGGCCAUCUUCAGAGAGUACCGCAACGAAGAGAUACCUUCCAUCAACCUGCGCAUCGAUGUCUGCUCGGAGAAGUGGCCCCACGAGACCAGCAGGGGUGGAGUCAUCUACAGCCUCUCGGUGCUGCUCCUGCAGUACAUUAUUCCUUUAGCCAUCAUUAGCUAUGCCUACAUCUGCAUCUGGGUCAAGCUGAAGAAUCACAUCAGCCCAUCCAGCCGCAACGACAGCAUCAACCGCCGCAAAAAGACCACCAAGAUGUUGGCGCUUGUAGUGGUGGUGUUUGCUUUCUGCUGGCUGCCGUUCCAUGUGUUCCAGCUGGCCAGCGAUCUGGACCUGGUGCUUCGGUUUAAGGAGUACAAACUGAUAUACACGGUGUUCCAUAUCGUGGCAAUGUGUUCAACUUUUACCAACCCUCUACUGUACGGGUGGAUGAAUAAAAACUACCGGAAUGGCUUCCUCAUGGUCUUUCGCUGUGAGGAUAAGCCAGAGUCUUUCCACCCCGAGGGCUCACUAAGGACCCGCUCCAUACGAGGCCUGACUCUCAAUGGUCGUAAUGGUGGGCACCCUCCCACCGCUGUAUGA
This is a messenger RNA of Paralichthys olivaceus (Japanese flounder), 1222 nucleotides long. It is a transcript of the gene npy7r, whose product is annotated as neuropeptide Y receptor Y7. Gene Ontology annotation, cellular component: plasma membrane; neuron projection. Gene Ontology annotation, biological process: G protein-coupled receptor signaling pathway. The record is from RefSeq and is a predicted model, not a curated record. Gene Ontology annotation, molecular function: neuropeptide binding; neuropeptide Y receptor activity. NCBI's taxonomy places the organism in Eukaryota, Metazoa, Chordata, Actinopteri, Pleuronectiformes, Paralichthyidae.